GUGCGCGUCCACGAGAUGUUUAGCACAGUGCGUCACGUUAUUGAAGAACAUGGCGGUUGCGGUGGUAAAGCGUUGCUGCUCUUCAAUGUUAUUUAGGCGAUUGUCUGCGCCAGAAUUAACCACACACAGCUGUUAUCACAAAAAGGUGGUUGAUCACUAUGAAAACCCCAGGAAUGUAGGAUCCCUUGACAAGAGUGCAAAGAAUGUCGGGACUGGCUUGGUUGGUGCGCCUGCUUGUGGCGAUGUCAUGAAAUUACAAAUUCAAGUGGACGAGCAAGGGAAGAUAACGGAUGCCAGGUUUAAAACAUUUGGCUGUGGAUCUGCCAUUGCAUCCAGCUCGCUGGUAACCGAGUGGGUUAAGGGGAAGACGGUGGAUGAAGCCCUUAUGAUUAAGAACACUGAGAUUGCAAAAGAACUCAGCCUCCCACCAGUCAAACUGCAUUGCUCCAUGCUUGCAGAAGAUGCAAUAAAAGCUGCACUGGCAGACUACAGACUGAAACAAGAUGUCAAGGCAACAGCCAAUUAGACCCAACUAGGCUUAUAAGUAGCAAAUAAAACCAUUCCAGUUCUGAAUUGUGUAAUUCCACAAAGGCUAAGAAAUGGAAAACGUUGCACAAGUUUAGUCUGUAACUGCGAAUGCACAAUGCAGUAUAGCUGCUGUAAUCAUUAUUGUGGAGUAAUGAGCCUUAUCAUUGGAAAACAUGUACUUGUUGUUUAUACAUUUUGGGUUUGUGUUAAUUUGGUUCUUUAAAAAUAUUUCCUCAACAGGAGAGAGAUCACCUGUGAAAAGUUAAGCUAGUCAUGGCAAAAUUUAGCACAACUAGAUUUGUGACUUUAACAUGCAGCCAGCCUUUGAAGGGCUUGUCUUCAACAAUAAUAAAACGUAUGUAACAUUCACCUAUAGGUUUAUUUUGCGUAAAAUUGACAUUAGAACAACUUGCUGGCAACAUUCUUCAAUGUAUCUAUAAACAAAUGGUGUAAUAACAAUAAAUGCUCUUGCUUUAAA
Polyodon spathula (Mississippi paddlefish) is the source of this 1006-nucleotide messenger RNA. Its product is annotated as iron-sulfur cluster assembly scaffold protein IscU-like. Bases 50 to 526 code for a protein of 158 amino acids. Gene Ontology annotation, molecular function: ferrous iron binding; 2 iron, 2 sulfur cluster binding. The transcript has 5 exons. The record is from RefSeq and is a predicted model, not a curated record. NCBI's taxonomy places the organism in Eukaryota, Metazoa, Chordata, Actinopteri, Acipenseriformes, Polyodontidae. Gene Ontology annotation, biological process: iron-sulfur cluster assembly; intracellular iron ion homeostasis. Gene Ontology annotation, cellular component: mitochondrial matrix; cytoplasm.